Molecule: messenger RNA, 1947 nt
Organism: Lolium rigidum
Lineage: Eukaryota; Viridiplantae; Streptophyta; Magnoliopsida; Poales; Poaceae
Product: rab GTPase-activating protein 22-like
Exons: 11
Coding region: 335-1678 (447 amino acids)
Biological process (GO): activation of GTPase activity
Molecular function (GO): GTPase activator activity
Source: RefSeq, a predicted model, not a curated record
GCUCGAGCGGGGCAGCGGCCUGGAACCGGUCGUCCUCGUCCUCCCACGCCCCUCGUCCGCGACCUCUCUAAUUUAACCCCACUAGGCCUUCCCGAUAUUCCCUGACCUCGUCCCCCCUUAACCUCCCCUCCUCCUGCGAUUCCACUCGCAUCCUUCGUUUCAGGAGGAGAAGGUCCAAGGGGGGGAUCGGCUCCAUUGCGCCUGAUACAAUUCUCUCUUUGUGGUCGCUUUUGGCAUUUCUUGGUUCUUGAGGUCAAAUAGAGGCCCCCUCCCUGAUAGGUGUUGCUUCUUGCUCGGGUCCCUGCUGUUGGUGCGUUCUUGAUUGACUUGGAAAAUGAUCAAGUGGGGAAUCAGCAGCGGGACGCCCGCGGAUUCGUACUACGAGGUCCGCUCGGAUUGCACGGACGAUGUGCCCAAGAGCAAGUUCAAGAUCAAGGCUGGAAAAACACUAAGUGUUCGGAAAUGGCAGGCUGCAUUUAACCCUGAUGGCUGUCUUGACAUUGCCUCAGUCCUAAGCCGGAUACAAAAAGGAGGUGUUCACCCGACAGUCAGGGGAGAGGUUUGGGAGUUCUUGCUUGGCUGUUAUGAUCCCAGGAGUACCUUUGAUGAGAGAGAAGAGAUCAGGCAAAUAAGAAGACUACAAUAUGCUAGAUGGAAGGAAGAUUGCCGAGAGAUGGAUUCUCAUGUUGGUAGUGGUAAAGUUAUCACAGCACCACUAAUCACUGAGGAUGGCAGACCUAUUAAAGAUCCUUUAGUUUUACUCGAGGCUACUUCCAACCAAAAUACUUCAGAUGGCACUUCAACUAGCAGCAACAAUGGAAUUGAAGUUGAUGAGUCUGCAAACCGUAUUACCGAUAAACAAAUUAUUGACUGGAAGCUUACACUGCAUCAAAUUGGACUUGACGUGCUACGUACUGACCGUACCAUGGUAUUUUAUGAGAACAAGGAAAAUCUUUCCAAGUUAUGGGAUAUUUUGGCUGUUUAUGCUUGGAUUGACAAAGAUGUUGGUUACUGUCAAGGGAUGAGCGAUUUAUGCUCACCAAUGAUAGUGCUACUCAAUGAUGAAGCAGAUGCGUUUUGGUGCUUUGAGAAAUUGAUGCGUAGAUUGCGAGGAAAUUUCAGAUGCACAGACCAAUCAGUUGGUGUGGCUAAUCAACUUCAACACCUUGCAUCUAUUAUUCAGGUGCUGGACCCAAAGCUACAUGAUCACCUAGAAACACUUGGUGGAGGUGACUAUCUUUUUGCAUUCCGUAUGUUCAUGGUACUAUUUCGACGUGAAGUCUCAUUUGGAGACUCCUUGUACCUCUGGGAGAUGAUGUGGGCUCUGGAAUACGAUCCCGAUAUCUUCUUUGCAGCUUGUGAAGAAGCAAGCGGUGCACAAAAGAAAGUAUCCAAGUCAAAAUUGAGAGGAGUACGCCAUUUUGCCAAGUGGGAUAAGAACAAGGAUACAAAGAAUGCCCCAGAGGAAACUGAUGGUCCAGUUCCCAUUUCAGUUUUCAUGGUUGCAAGUGUGCUCAAGGAAAAAAGAGAAAAAUUAUUACAAGAGGCUAGAGGACUGGAUGAUCUUAUUAGGAUAUUGAAUGAUGUAAAUGGGAAUUUAGAUGCGAAAAAAGCUUGUGCUGGAGCUCUGAAACUUCACAAGAAAUAUCUCAAAAAGGUAGAGGCAAAGAAAACCUAAAAAUGUACCGGAACAUAUGCUUCCACUGACGGAUUCUUGAAUCUACACAUACACGAGCAUAGCACAGAAAUUGUGAGUGAAGGUUCUCACAGGGGUCAUCAUUAGAAGAUGGCCCCGGAUAAAAGAUAAGCACAACCUUUGUAUGUAAUGAUACCGUGCUUUCUGUCUCCCCCACAAGUUCAUUCGCUUGUACAGACAUGGCGGUGUGGGUAUAGCCUUCAUUGCAUACUUAUUAAUUUCAAUUCAAGUUGAAAUGUGCUGCAUGUUGA